Pogoniulus pusillus (Red-fronted tinkerbird) is the source of this 917-nucleotide messenger RNA. RefSeq names its product feather beta keratin-like. The transcript has 2 exons. Bases 180 to 476 code for a protein of 98 amino acids. Gene Ontology annotation, molecular function: structural constituent of cytoskeleton. NCBI's taxonomy places the organism in Eukaryota, Metazoa, Chordata, Aves, Piciformes, Lybiidae. The record is from RefSeq and is a predicted model, not a curated record. Gene Ontology annotation, cellular component: intermediate filament.
UUUCUCUGAUGGGGCUGUUUUGCAUGCAGAUGAGUUGCUGGCAGAGACAUUCCAUGGGCAGAGGAGCCUCUGGGCCUGGGGCGCUGUGGGAGCUAUAAAAGGCAGCCCUGAGCAGGCUCCCUCAUCCUGCUCCUGCCUUCUCCUCCGUGCUGACCAAGGUCCAGCUGCAGCCCUCGGCCAUGUCCUGCUACGAUCUGUGCCGCCCCUGCGGGCCAACCCCCCUGGCCAACAGCUGCAACGAGCCCUGUGUCAGGCAGUGCCAGGACUCCAGGGUGGUGAUCCAGCCCUCGCCCGUGGUGGUGACGCUGCCAGGACCCAUCCUCAGCUCCUUCCCCCAGAACACCGCCGUGGGCUCCACCACCUCUGCUGCUGUGGGCAGCAUCCUGAGCGAGAGUGGAGUGCCCAUCAGCUCCGGGGGCUUUGGGCUGUCUGGCCUGGGCGGGCGCUACUGCGGCAGACGCUGCCUGCCCUGCUAGAGCCCUGCCCGAGCCCAGGGAGGCCUGGACCAGGGAGCCCCAAGCCAGGUGCUGGGCUGAGGCUGGCGCUGCUGGGCAGGCUUUGCAGCUGGGCUGAGCACCCUCUCGAGCUGCUGCCCAGGAGGGAGGCAGCAAGGUGCCAGCCUGCGGUGCCUGCAAAGGCCUCCAGCAGGUGUCUGCUGCUGCUGCUGCUGCUUUCUUCUGCCCGUCCUGAGUCCCUGCUGUCUGCUGCCGGCCUGUGCCAGGGCUUCCUGCUGAAGCGAGCUGCCAGGGGCCCUGCUGCCAGCCCUGUGCCCGCCUGUGUGUGCAGAAGACUCGUGUGCCACGCUGUGGAGGGGGCCUGAUUGCCAGCUGCCCUUGCAGCAGCCUGGCCUGUGCCCCUUCCCCCGGGCACUGCUUUGUUUCCCUCUUUUGACUCAUUAAAGUUUAUGCUGCAUUGUA